AUGGCGUUAGUGUUGCGCAAUAUUUACCAAACGAUCAAUUACUAUUUCAACGAAUACAAAGAUCCCCGAGUCGAACAUUAUCCUUUGCUAGGAUCACCAUGGCCGAUCGUAGCUAUUAUUGUGCUGUACCUACAGUUCGUCAACGAUUGGGGUCGUCGAUUAAUGAAACAUCAGAAACCAUUAGAUCUGACAACGGUUAUGAAUAUGUACAAUUUGAUACAGAUCUUUUUGAACCUUUACAUCGGUAUCGUGGGUGGAUUGAACUCUUACUUCGAUUCGGACUACAGCUGGAGUUGCGAAACGAUCAACCAGAAAGACAACCCAACGAGACGUAAACUCAUCUUUGUAACAUAUCUCUAUUUUAUUUCUAAAAUUAUUGAUCUUCUAGACACGGUAUUUUUUGUAGUGCGAAAAAAGUAUAAUCAGAUCACAUUUCUUCACACCUAUCACCAUGCAGGCAUGGUAGUAGCCACGUAUAUAUUCACGAAAUUUUUAGCCGGGAGCCACGCAACACUUUUAGGGUUGAUCAACAGCUUUGUACAUGUUAUUAUGUACUUUUACUAUUUCCUGACAACCUUCAAACCGGAGUUGAAAAAUUCAUUAUGGUGGAAACGGUACAUCACCCAAGUUCAACUGGUUCAGUUCACUAUUCUGAUGCUACACUUUGGAAUCCCUCUAGUGGCAGGAUACUGUGAUUUUCCUAAAAUUCUUCUAUUUAUCGGUUUCACACAAAAUAUGUUCAUGUUCACCUUGUUUGCUGACUUUUAUGUAAAAGCGUACAUUAAAAAGAAAUAA
Anopheles marshallii is the source of this 795-nucleotide messenger RNA. RefSeq names its product elongation of very long chain fatty acids protein AAEL008004-like. The record is from RefSeq and is a predicted model, not a curated record. The transcript has 5 exons. Bases 1 to 795 code for a protein of 264 amino acids. Gene Ontology annotation, molecular function: fatty acid elongase activity. NCBI's taxonomy places the organism in Eukaryota, Metazoa, Arthropoda, Insecta, Diptera, Culicidae. Gene Ontology annotation, cellular component: endoplasmic reticulum membrane. Gene Ontology annotation, biological process: sphingolipid biosynthetic process; fatty acid elongation, monounsaturated fatty acid; fatty acid elongation, polyunsaturated fatty acid.